ACUUCCCAACAGUCAAGACUUCACAGCCUCUCGCCUCGCCCUUGCUUUUUUCUCAGCUUCUGGUGGAAAAAAUCCGUCCCCCCACCCCUCGCCGCCCUCCGAACUCCUCCAAGCUAUGGUGAAUCACGUCCAACUCCACAGCCCCCUGCUACUCUCCUGCAUCUGCAUCUCUCUCCUACUCUGUGCCGCGGUCCCGGCGGUUGCUGCUGGCGGUGGCGGACAGCGCGAGGCGGGAGCGCUGCUGAAAUGGAAAGCGACCUUGGCCGCCGGUGCCGACCGGUACCUUAGCUCGUGGUCCUCGGCGUCCGACGCCACCAGCCCAUGCAACUGGGAGUUCAUCGCCUGCAACUCCGCCGGCGACGUGACGGAGCUCCGCAUUAGCGGCGUGAGUCUCAACGGGAGCCUCGCCGGCCUGGACUUGUCGGCUUUCACGCGUCUGGAGACCCUUACCCUGGUGCAGAAUGACCUGUAUGGUACCAUUCCGGAGGCGAUCGGCAACCUGACGAGCUUGGUUUCAUUGGUGAUCCAGCACAACCAGGGUCUCAAAGGGCCGAUUCCACGCAGCAUAGGACAGCUGAAGCAGCUCGCCUCGCUGAAGCUGCAGACUCUGGGGCUCGAUGGUGCCAUCCCCAGCGAGAUUGGUAACCUGACAGGCUUGAAAGAAGUGUACCUCGACGGCAACACUCUGACGGGCUCAAUCCCACCUGCAGUUGGGAAGCUCCAGAGGCUCACCUCGCUUUAUCUGAAUUUGAACAGUUUGGCAGGGACCGUCCCAGCAGAGAUCGGCAACAUCACGGAGCUGCGGAUCAUGAACUUGGCGGGCAACCGUUUGGAAGGCGAGCUGGGAGGCUAUCUCGCUCAGCUUCGGAAACUGUCAGCGUUGCUCGUGGCAAACAAUCAACUAGGAGGCGACAUCACCCCAUGUCUCAGCAACAGGAGCAGCCUGAUUGAGGUCGACAUUGCCGGCAACGAUUUCUCCAAGAUAUCUGCGCAGGCCAUCUGCACAGGAGGAACACUGCUACAUUUCUUGGCCAACAGCAAUCGGCUUUCGAACCUACGUGAUCUCAACUUUCAGAACUGCACGUCCUUGAGGUACAUUGAUUUGGCAGCAAACGGUAUUCUCGCAGGCACUGAGGAGUGGCUUGGUACGCUCCCUAAAAGUCUUGAACAUAUAUAUUUUGCCCAAAAUCAACUGUACGGGACACUUCCACUACAGUUGGGCGAGUUUGGGAAACUCUCAGCUCUCGGACUAGCUGAAAACAGAAUUUCUGGUCAGAUACCUCAGGUUCUUGGAAAUAUGACUAGCUUGACGAAUCUCAACCUGGGGCAUAAUAUACUCUCAGGUGCGAUCCCUCCAGAACUUGGGUCACUGUAUCAAAUUCUUCAGCUAAAUUUGAGUUUCAAUCAUUUGUCAGGUCCAUUGCCUCUAACUUUAAGGAACCUUUCCAAACUUUUCUCACUUGACUUGUCAAAUUGUAGCCUAACUGGACAAACAUAUGACUUUCUUACUACUAACCAGUCCACUUUUUCGUUCCCCGAAAUUGAGAUCCUUGCCCUUUCCUCUAACGACAUUACCAGCGCCAUGCCGACAUUACUUUGUAAUGCUAACUUCCUAAAGAUCCUGGACCUGUCAAAUAAUGCCUUACAUGGAGAUCUCCCAAAUUGUUUGUGGGACUUGCCGUCUUUACUAUUCAUGGAUCUGUCCAGCAAUUCUUUCAGCAGUGUAGCUACGUCCUCCAGGUCAUCUAGCACCACGCUUCAAUCUCUACACCUAGCCAACAACCAUUUCGAAGGUAAUGUUCCCUCUAUCAUUAAAAAUUGUUACAAGCUCAUAACCCUGGAUCUUGGAGGCAACAAUUUCACGGGCGAAAUACCUGGUUGGAUGGCCGAAAGCAUGCCACAACUCAGAUUUCUUCGCUUGUCAUCAAACAUGUUCAGUGGAAAUAUACCCCAGCAGAUUUUUCAGUUUACCCAACUUCAACUAUUAGACUUGUCACACAACAAGCUCAUUGGUCCCAUACCUGCUGACUUUGCAAAUUUUACUAGCAUGACACGACAACAGGAACAUGGGGAGAUCGUAUAUUUCUUUGCGUACUCCGAGCAACUUCAGCUAGUCUGGAAGAAUGAGAAUUAUGUGUACAGCAAGACGAUAACAUUCAUUAUGGGUAUUGACUUGUUGUGUAAUUUGCUUUCGCAAACGAUUCCUGAAGGGCUCACAAACCUCCGUGGACUCAGGUACUUAAACUUGUCAAGAAAUCACCUUUCAGGUGAUAUCCCCAAAGACAUUGGAAACUUGGCGCUGCUAGAAUCGCUGGACUUGUCAUGGAAUCAGCUGGAAGGGGAGAUUCCUCCAGGCUUUGCAGAUUUGAAAGCUCUAAGCACUCUGAACCUUUCAAACAAUGGUCUGUCAGGAAGGAUACCGGCAGGUAGUCAGCUGCAGACACUAGUUGAUCCAUCAAUCUACGGCAACAACCUGGGGCUAUGUGGUUUUCCUUUGAAAGAAUGUGCAAAUGCUGCUACGCGCAGUAAUGAAAAAAGCCAGGAUGAUGACAGAGAGGAGCUGUGGUUAUAUUGCUUUGUGGUUGCUGGAUUUAUCUUUGGAUUUUGGCUCUCCUGGUGUCUUAUUUGCAACAGAACAUGGAGGUAUGCACUCUAUCACUACGUCAACAACGUGCUACAGAAGGUUGCAAAGGAGGUUCAAUGUUAUUUCUGAAGCAAAAGUUGUAGCACACAAUCCAAUUUCCGUUUAUGCCUAUGAUAUUUCUCCUAUAGUGUUUGUAAUCAAUAAAGUGCUAAUACAUCGGCCCCAGUUAGUAUGGUAUUUCAAAAUAAGUACUAGGUCAAUGCCCAUGCGUUGCAACGGGAAAAAGUAAUGUCACAAUAACAUAUGUAUGAACGUGUGUUGUAUUGUUACCCGGCACUUGAGACUUUCUUUGAAUGUAUAUUUCUUUAACUUGGCAACAUUAUGGGCUUCUAUCUUGUCAGGCAUGUAAUAGUGA
Messenger RNA from Panicum virgatum (switchgrass), 2999 nucleotides. Its product is annotated as MDIS1-interacting receptor like kinase 2-like. The record is from RefSeq and is a predicted model, not a curated record. Lineage: Eukaryota; Viridiplantae; Streptophyta; Magnoliopsida; Poales; Poaceae. The coding region runs from base 116 to 2713 and encodes 865 amino acids. Gene Ontology annotation, molecular function: protein binding. The transcript has a single exon.